AUUAUUAUUAUUAUUAUUAUUAUUAUUAUCUCGCGGACUUGCAAAUACCAACUCAAAAGAAAAAGAAAAGACAAACACAAUCUUUACAAACCGUCUGAUUAACAUCAGAAGAUGAAUGAUUUCAAAUUCAACGGUGAUCCUCAUUCCUCUCUCCUCACAUAAGCCGCGGAUAGAGAGAAAGAAGCACCUUUCCAGGAUAUGAUCCUUCCCUUCUCUUCUUUUUGAAUCCAUUUUUUCCUCAUUCUAUCCUCCAUUUUCUUUCAGAUUCUUUUGAUUUCUUCUUUCUCUGCAAAGAAGAAACAAGAGAAAGUGAAAGGAAAUAACCCAACAGGAAACAGAAAAGUAAUGGACCCGUAAAAUCGGUUUAAGGGUUGGAUUAUUGGAAGCGACCAUCUCAGAUUUUCGUCAAAGAUCGCAACUUUUCUCUGUCAGAAUCAGGUAUCUACGCGAAUUAUUCAAUUCUAGGAAUUAGGUUUGUCGAGAUUAUUGAAAAAGAUUGGAUUUUGGCAAGAAGGCUUCGCAUUAAGAAUCUGCACCUCCGGUUUGUGUCGAAGAUCGAACUUUGAAGGUGGGAUUCCCGUGAACGAUUGAAUUUUCGGAAGUGGGAUCUUGGGGAUCACGAUUGAUUGAAUUAAGAAAUUAGGGCAUCCCGUUUUUCUGACACUUGUAGAAGUGGCCUUCUUGUGAUUUGGGGGAAGCAAAGAAAAGGGCUGGAGGAGAGAGAUAGAGGAAGAAACCGGGUUCUAAAAAGUGCGAAUUACUCCAAAAUGGCUGCAAUGGAAAUGGACAACGUGGAGUGUGUUUCUUCAAUAGAUGGAAAUGAAGAUGAAGAGAUGCAGUUAGCAAUUUCUCACAGCAAUCAACAUGCCCAUCCCCAUCAGUAUUCUUCCAAGCCUCACGGCGUGGUUGCCGUUGGACUGGCUCCUACCAGCGUCCAUGAAUUGCUCGAGUGCCCCGUUUGUACUAAUUCUAUGUACCCACCCAUCCAUCAGUGUCACAAUGGGCACACACUCUGUUCCACUUGCAAGUCAAGGGUGCAUAAUCGUUGCCCUACUUGCAGACAAGAGCUCGGAGAUAUCAGGUGUUUAGCACUAGAGAAGGUUGCAGAGUCACUAGAGCUGCCCUGCAAGUUCUUCUCUCUGGGAUGCGCAGAAAUAUUUCCGUAUUACAGCAAACUUAAGCACGAAACAGUUUGCAACUUCAGACCAUAUAAUUGUCCGUAUGCUGGAUCAGAGUGCUCGGUCACAGGAGACAUUCCUUACCUGGUUGCGCAUUUGAGAGACGACCACAAAGUGGACAUGCACACGGGAUGUACCUUCAAUCACCGCUAUGUUAAGUCAAAUCCCCGUGAAGUAGAAAAUGCAACAUGGAUGUUAACGGUAUUCAAUUGUUUUGGGCAAUAUUUCUGCCUCCACUUUGAAGCGUUCCAGCUGGGAAUGGCGCCUGUGUAUAUGGCAUUUCUGCGUUUCAUGGGUGAUGAAAUAGAAGCGCGCAACUACAGCUAUAGUUUAGAGGUAGGAGCAAACGGGAGGAAGCUGACAUGGGAGGGGACACCACGCAGCAUUCGUGAUAGCCACCGCAAGGUGAGGGAUAGUCACGAUGGUCUGAUUAUCCAACGGAACAUGGCGCUGUUUUUCUCCGGAGGAGACAGGAAGGAGCUUAAGCUUAGAGUUACUGGAAGGAUCUGGAAGGAACAACAGAACCAGGAUGCUGGCCUCUGCACACCAAAUCUUUCAACUUAACCAUUUUCCAUUUUUUCUUCUUUCGAUUUUGUUUCCUUGCGUGCUUCUAUGUAUCAUAUUAACGUCUCCACAUUGUGCUUGCUUGCUAAUCUGUAACACUGCCAAAAAUUGGAUUGUCAAAUCACUCUCAACAUCUUCAUAUUUCACACUCUCUAAA
Messenger RNA from Salvia miltiorrhiza (redroot sage), 1899 nucleotides. Its product is annotated as E3 ubiquitin-protein ligase SINAT5-like. Gene Ontology annotation, cellular component: cytoplasm. The record is from RefSeq and is a predicted model, not a curated record. Gene Ontology annotation, biological process: ubiquitin-dependent protein catabolic process; multicellular organism development. The transcript has 3 exons. Gene Ontology annotation, molecular function: ubiquitin protein ligase activity; protein binding; zinc ion binding. The coding region runs from base 768 to 1742 and encodes 324 amino acids. Lineage: Eukaryota; Viridiplantae; Streptophyta; Magnoliopsida; Lamiales; Lamiaceae.